This is a messenger RNA of Nannizzia gypsea CBS 118893, 276 nucleotides long. RefSeq lists its product as hypothetical. The record is from RefSeq and is a predicted model, not a curated record. Lineage: Eukaryota; Fungi; Ascomycota; Eurotiomycetes; Onygenales; Arthrodermataceae. The transcript is spliced from 3 exons. Bases 1 to 276 code for a protein of 91 amino acids.
AUGGACUCCCUCACCCCAAAUGAGCAGCAGAUGCUCGCCAAACGCAUGGAGCAGAAGCAGAUGAAGGAGGUCAUGAACGCAUACUCAAACGUCGUUCAACGCUGCUUCGAGGACUGCAUCUUUGAUUUCACAACCAAAUCGUUGACCCCGAGAGAAGUCGGCUGCACCAACCGCUGCUUUGACAAGUUCGUCAAGGCAUCCGAGCGAGUGACCCUUCGUUUCCAGGAGCAGAAUGCCGCCAUGGCCCAGUCUGGCAAGCUUCCUGGCAGCAGCUAA